GAGGAGGCAGAGGUUUAGCUACUUCUGUCUGAGAAUCGAUAGCUAUCGUCUGCGUACUGGAAUGGCAAUACUGCAGACAGGGCUAGCAUCUCUAACUAAAUACAAAUUGGAAUUAACAUUUCUACUUUAGCAUCUUAAGCUAACUGAAUAUGAUUUUCAAAAUUAGCCGUUAGCAUUUCCAAUAUAAAUCAAUAGAGGACUUAGCAUUUGGUCAAUGACAUCAUCGGGUGUCUCGAUGCUACCGUGCUAGCUUACACAUUUUGUAGGGAGACGGCACAGACACUCCUAUCUUUCUCUCUCUCUCUCUCUCUCUCUCUCUCUCUCUCUCUCUCUCUCUCUCUCUCUCUCUCUCUCUCUCUCUCUCUCUCUCUCUCCCACUCUCUGACUCGCUCCCUCUGCUUCACACACGCUCCAUCCCCACCCAAACCCAAGGAUUCUCCCUCUCCUCUCUCUCUCUCUCUCUCCUCUCUCUCUCUCUCUGUCGAUAUCUGUCUUUUUAGGAGAAGAAGGAAUGCUUGUUUAAUUCCUCUGUUUGAAAGGACUCUUUUUGAUGCUGUAGACUUGAAACCGUUUGUGUGCUGGUUACUUUGCCCUACCUGUGGAGGAUCCCGGUAGUCAGCCAGCCUCUGGAGCGUGUGUAGCCCCAGCCGCAGCCACCAUGCUGGGCUUGGAUGUGUGUGAGUUUGGGGGUCAGGUUCUGGAGCUUCUCUGGCUAACCAUGUGUUACCAAGGUUUGAUGGCGGAUAAGGAGGAGAAGCCUGUGGGAGAGGAGGAGGACGAGACAGACCUGAACUACACUCCUCCAGCCCAGAAGAGCCUGCAGGAGAUACAGGAACUAGACAAGGAUGAUGAGAGUCUCAGGAAAUACAAACAGACUCUACUAGGAGCUGGACCAGUGGUGGCAGACCCGACCAUUCCCAAUGUCCAGGUCACCAGACUGACCCUGAUGUGUGACCAAGCACCUGGCCCCAUCACCAUGGACCUCUCAGCAGGUGACCUGGAGGCUCUGAAGAAGAAGAGUUUCACCAUGAAGGAAGGAGUGGACUAUAGAGUGAAGAUACAUUUCAAGGUUAACAGAGAUAUUGUGUCUGGGCUGAAGUACGUCCAUCUGACCUACAGGAAAGGAAUCAGAGUGGACAAGGCGGUGUACAUGGUGGGCAGCUACGGGCCGCGGGUGGAGGAGCACGAGUUCAUGACCCCGGUGGAGGAGGCGCCCAAAGGCAUGAUUGUCAGAGGCAGCUACCACAUCAAGUCCCACUUCACCGACGACGACAAGACCGACCACCUCUCCUGGGAGUGGAACCUGGGGAUCAAGAAGGACUGGGACGAAUAGAGAGGAGCCUCAUUUCUCUCUCCCUCCUUCCCUCUCCCUGUGUCUCCACCUCUCCCUUUCCCCUUCCUUCUUACCCCUUCUCUCCCCUGUCUCCCCCACUUUCAUCCCUCCUUCCCUCCCUCCAUCAAGAAGGACUGGGACGAAUAGAGGAGCCUCAUUUCUCUCUCCCUCCUUCCCUCUCCCUGUGUCUCCACCUCUCCCUUUCCCCUUCCUUCUUACCCCUUCUCUCCCCUGUCUCCCCCACUUUCAUCCCUCCUUCCCUCCCUCCAUCAAGAAGGACUGGGACGAAUAGAGAGGAGCCUCAUUUCUCUCUCCCUCCUUCCCUCUCCCUGUGUCUCCACCUCUCCCUUUCCCCUUCCUUCUUACCCCUUCUCUCCCCUGUCUCCCCCACUUUCAUCCCUCCUUCCCUCCCUCCAUCAAGAAGGACUGGGAUGGAUAGAGACCUCAUCCCUCAUCUCCAUGCUUCCCUCUCCCCGUGUCUCCCCUCUCCCUCCUUCUCUCCCUCUUCAUUAAGAAGGACUGUCUCUCCCUCUUUCUUCCUCCCCCUUCCUCUCCCCCCUCCCUCCCUCCCUCCUCC
Salvelinus fontinalis (brook trout) is the source of this 1910-nucleotide messenger RNA. RefSeq names its product Rho GDP dissociation inhibitor (GDI) gamma (gene arhgdig). NCBI's taxonomy places the organism in Eukaryota, Metazoa, Chordata, Actinopteri, Salmoniformes, Salmonidae. Gene Ontology annotation, cellular component: membrane; cytosol; cytoplasm. The transcript is spliced from 6 exons. The record is from RefSeq and is a predicted model, not a curated record. The coding region runs from base 659 to 1333 and encodes 224 amino acids. Gene Ontology annotation, biological process: Rho protein signal transduction. Gene Ontology annotation, molecular function: protein binding; Rho GDP-dissociation inhibitor activity.